Helobdella robusta is the source of this 1360-nucleotide messenger RNA. RefSeq lists its product as hypothetical. The record is from RefSeq and is a predicted model, not a curated record. Gene Ontology annotation, biological process: zinc ion transmembrane transport; intracellular zinc ion homeostasis; detoxification of zinc ion. The transcript is spliced from 10 exons. The coding region runs from base 26 to 1360 and encodes 444 amino acids. Gene Ontology annotation, molecular function: zinc ion transmembrane transporter activity. NCBI's taxonomy places the organism in Eukaryota, Metazoa, Annelida, Clitellata, Rhynchobdellida, Glossiphoniidae. Gene Ontology annotation, cellular component: membrane.
AACAGUCACCUUUAGUUCAGAAAAAAUGGCAAGUUGUAGAAGUCGUAUGGGCACAAAGACGUGCAGAUUAAGCUCUAUGCUGACUCUGACACUAACUUUCUUCCUGGUUGAGUUAAUUGUUGGCCAUGUGACUCAUUCUCUGGCGCUCAUUGGGGACUCCUACCACAUGCUGUCCGAUGUCGUUGCUCUCAUAGUUGGAAUUGCUUCACUCAGGAUAUCCAAGUUGAGGUCCCACAAAAACACAUAUGGUUGGGCCCGGGCUGAAGUAGUCGGUGCCCUAAUCAACUCAGUCUUCCUAAUUGCUCUGUGCUUCACAAUCCUCACUGAGGCUAUUGAGAGAUUUACGAAUCCAGAAAAAAUUGAACAUCCCCACGUUUUGUUGUAUGUCGGCAUUGCUGGCUUCGUCAUCAAUCUUAUAGGCCUGCUGCUACUGCACGGACACGCACAUGGUCACAGCCAUGGCGGGAGCCACUCACAUAACCACCCCAGUACAACUACCACCGCAACCACCCCUGUUAUCACCACUGAGAGUAUAGUUGUGAAGUCAAGUUCCGAUAAGUUCCUUGCAAACGACCUAAACGAGGUACAGUCAUUGACAGUCAAGACAGCCAUAGCUGCUAUGGCAGCAGUGGGUGGUGGAGAUGAUGAGGAAGAAGAGGACAAAGAUGCCCCCAGCGACACUGCCAGUACUGACACGGAAGAGGGCAUAGUCGAUGUUGACGCCAUUAGGGGAAAGCCUAAAAUUAAGACCAGCACGCAGCUUAACAUGCGCGGUGUCUUCCUCCAUGUGCUUGGAGACGCCCUGGGCUCCGUCGUGGUCAUCAUCAGCGCCAUCUGCAUCAUCUUCAUCGAGCAGGACUGGAAAUAUUUCAUUGAUCCGGUCCUCAGUCUGGUCUUAGUAGCUAUUGUCCUAUCAACAACUAUUCCUUUGUUAAGAGAGUCUGCAUUGAUACUAUUGCAAACUGUACCGACACACAUUAAAGUAUCUACACUCAAAGAUAAGCUAUUAAGCAAGGUGAGUGGCGUGUUAGCGGUGCACGAGUUCCACGUCUGGCAACUGGCUGGCAGUCGCAUAAUUGCAUCUGCACAUAUAAGAUGUCAGAGCUUGAGAGAUUAUAUGAGGAUAGCAGAGGAGGUUAAGUCAUUCUUUCACAACGAGGGCAUACAUUCCACAACCAUUCAGCCGGAGUUUGUCGAGGUAACUACUACUCCAUUCAUUCAUCCCUUCUCUCAUUCAUUCGUUCAUUCUCAUAUAUUCAUUCUCGUCACCAAUCUAUUAAUUAAUUCACAGUCAAACAAUCAGCGUUUUAUUUUCGUAAGUCAAUAUCCGUCAAAAGACAUUCUCUCACACACACAAUGA